Molecule: messenger RNA, 2894 nt
Organism: Zingiber officinale
Lineage: Eukaryota; Viridiplantae; Streptophyta; Magnoliopsida; Zingiberales; Zingiberaceae
Product: AUGMIN subunit 6-like
Exons: 13
Coding region: 312-2540 (742 amino acids)
Biological process (GO): spindle assembly
Cellular component (GO): mitotic spindle microtubule; HAUS complex
Molecular function (GO): microtubule binding
Source: RefSeq, a predicted model, not a curated record
AUCUUAACCAAAUAUAUCAUAACAUAAUCUAAAAACUUUCAAUCUAAACAUGAAAAUUUCCGAUCUUAAUUUGAUAUUUUUCCGAAUCCACUAGAGUCAUACAAAUACAUCAAACAUGAAGUCGGACCGUUAAUUUAUUUACUGGAUGAAGCAUAAAAUCCAACGGUAUCUCAAGAUUAGUCAGGUUAUAACAUUGGGAUUUUUUUAUGAAAAUAAUUUUUUCGAUGAAAUUCAAUAAUUUUUUUAUGAAAACAUCGGGAUAUUCGAUAUAAAAGAAAAAACAAGAAGGGUAAAAUGAUAAUAAGUGCCAAAUGGCAGGGGUAGAAAUUGUGGGUUUUAAAAAAAUUGGACGACGAAACUGUAAAAUUGGGCGACCGAUUUGGACGAUCCGCUGCAGCCAGAGGAGGAGAUUCGAAGGGAGCUCAUCGGGAUCUCCCGAAGCGAAAGCGGGGCGAUCGAUCGUGAGCAGCGGCGAUAUGGCGACGGAUCGGGAAAAGGAGAGGGAGGCCGAGCUCGAGAGCGCAAUGUAUACUAACUGCCUUCUGCUAGGCCUCGACCCGGCGGUUCUCGGCGUCGGCGUCGGCGUCGGAGGAUCCAGGGUUGGCCACUUCCGUCACUCCAACCCUAGGCUGGGGGAGCAGCUUCUCUACUUUCUACUUUCUGCACUUCGCGGCCCCGUUCAGUCUGCCAAGGAUUUCGACAAGGUUUGGCCGAUCUUUGAUUCCACUCAGUCCCGUGAAUUUCGAAAGAUAGUACAAGGGAUAAUAAGCGAGUUGGAGGCACAUGGAGCUCUGCCUCGGAGUAGUUCGAGGGUCUCGUCUCUUGCAACAUGUUGUGGACCGAGAUUUGUUGAGCUUUUAUGGCAACUAUCUGUGCAUGCUUUACGAGAGGUUCACAAGAGAACAUUUACGGCUGAUGUGACUUCUAACCCUUUACCAGCUUCACUGACUGAUGCUUCAUAUCUUAAUGCUGCUGCACUACUUCCUGUGACCAAGGCUAGGAUAGCUCUUGAAAGGAGGAAAUUCCUUGGAAAUGCCAACAUUGCUGUUCAUAGGCAAGCUGCAUGGUCUGACUUAGCUCAUGAGAUGACUGCUGAAUUUCGUAGCCUAUGUGCCGAAGAGGCCUACUUGCAACAAGAGUUAGAAAAGCUUCAAGAUAUGAGAAAUAAAGCUAAGUUGGAAGGGGAAUUGUGGGAUGAUAGAAUCUCCAGCUCUGGUCAGAACCAUCACUUGGUCUCCAAGGCCACCCGCCUCUGGGAAUCACUAUUAGCUCGGCAGAACCAACAUGAAGUCCUAGCUUCUGGUCCAAUUGAGGAUCUAAUAGCUCAUCGAGAGCAUAGGUACCGCAUCUCUGGAUCAUCUUUGCUUGCAGCCAUGGAUCUAAGUUCAAAUCUCCCACAUUCUGAUGUACUAUCUGUUCGUGAUUCUGAGAUGUCUUCUGAGUUAGAUACUCAAGAAAAAAAAGACUUAUAUCAGGUACAAAGACAGAGUGAUGCUCUUCCUAGGAUGGAUGACAGAGGUGGAAGAGUUCAUCCGACAGUUGAUGUAGCUGAAGUUCUAAGGCGUUGGACUCAUGCUCUACAACGCAUACACAAGCAGUCACUCAAUUUGGUGAAAGCUAAUGAUGGGGAGGGUCCAGAUAUACUUCGUAGUGCUUCUGAUGGCAGUAGCAUUGGACACUCAGAGUCACUAGCUGCUACACUUGCAGAACAUCGACAGCAUUUGGUUAGCAUACAGGGACUCAUUGACCAGCUAAAAGAAACAAUUCCAACAAUGCAGCAGUCAAUUUCUGAACUCACUGAAGAAGUAAAUAAUAUUUCAACACCAGAUGGAUUCAGUGCACAAUCAACCACAGCUAUCCAAAGGGAAAGUAUCGGGAGACCCCUAGAAAGUAUCACUGAUGAGGUUGCUGACAUCACUUCAAAACUCUCCUCUACCCAGCUUGAGAAAUUUUCCAACAGUUCUACUUUAAAACUUCCUCAUUUGUUCAACCUAACUCCAAAUUCGUCAGCAAAGGGUACCCAAGCGACCAGACGCCGUCCUGUAACUACUCCAGUGAACCAAGAAGUGCCAAUUCAAAAAGUGGCUACAACUAAACAUUCAAAUGAUACUGAUGGGGAAACACAAGAGAGUGCUGAUAAAUAUGCACAGAACAUCAGACGUUCCGUGCGUGAAGCUGCACUGUCAAGCUUGUCGAGCAAAUUAGUGUCCCAAGAUGGAGGCAAUUUUGAUGCUUCUGAACACUUCUUUAUUUCUCUACCAACUGGCGAUUUUGCAACUAAUCAGAGAAAACAGCAACCCACUUUUUUGUCUCCAGAAUCGCAAACUGCCCAGUUAAACACAAUCCAGGAUAUGUUAAAUAAAACGAAUGGACAGAAAGAGUUCACUAACAACUCUUGCCUAUUUGAUGCAUCUAUAGAUGAUACCCUGAAUCAAGUCUUUUCUCCUCCAUUGCUACUAGAAUCAUCGUUCUUCCAGGAUGCUUACGAGGAUUUGCUUGCGCCAUUGUCUGAAACUGAUGCUGCUCUUAUGGAUCAUUAGCGUUCGAAGCGUUAGUCAAUCAUCUUAAUGGACGAAUCUCAAGCUACAAGUUAAACUUGUUUGGGCACCAACACGACUGGAUUUUGGUUUCAUGGCAACUAACUCCAGCUACGUUGAUUGAGCAUUGAUUCAUUAAUUGAGUGAGAUUCAUGUCGAUUAUUCUCCGUGUUGGCUGUUUUCAAAGGCUGUAUGCCGCUGGAUGUAAUUUUUUGUGCUCUUGCUGUAAUUAUGUUGUAGUUUUCUCUACCAAAAGCUAUUAACAUUAAGUUUGGUUGUUUCCUUUGGGCUUCCAAGCUUGUCCCUCAACGAACAUAAUCAUAAUCCAAGGCCUGGAAGUGUUCUUUUUUUCCCUUA